AUGUGUAAUGGAUUCCUACAGAGCCAAGUUCCAGUACUGCGUGCAUACCAGCAAUAUCUGCAGCCAGUUAUUGCUUCAGUGACGUCAGGCUGUUUUAGAUGUUCAAGAUGUAACAAAGUUUAUAAACAUAGAGGUGUGAGUCCACAGCUGCUGGAUGGAGAUUCUGUACUGUUUAGGGGAAUUUCCCAGUGGUCCCCAGUUGUGAAAGCCAGGAGCUUUGCUUGUGCCCGCUGUCACAAUGCUUAUACUCGCCGAGACAACCUGAUGCGUCACAUCCGAUUUGAAUGUGGUGUAGAACCACAGUUUGAAUGUCCCAUAUGCUACAAAAAAAUGAAGCACAAAUUUUCAAUGAUUAAACACAUGAAAAACCAUAACAGGAUUAGAAAUUUACAGCAAGUAAAUUUUUUGUGUGAAUCCACAGUUGCUGGAAGGAGACUCUGUAUUGUUUCAAGGAAUUUCUCAAUGGUAUCCAGAUGUAAAAGCCAGAAGUUUUACUUGUGCUCGUUGUCACAAUGCCUAUACCCGCCGACACAACCUGAUGCGUCACAUUCGAUUUGAAUGUGGUGUAGAACCACAAUUUGAGUGUCCUGUAUGCCACAUAAAAAUGAAACACAAAUUUUCUUUGAUUAAACACAUGAAAAAGCAUAACAGGAUUGAAAAUUUACAGCAAGUAAAUUUUUUGUGAGAGAUGAACCAGUUUUUUUGUAAUAUAUUAUGCUAUUGUAUAUUUUACUGGCUAUUUACCAAUAAACUGUAAUUAAAAAUGAUACAGUUACUUAAUUUAAAUAACAAAACCACCUCUGGUUCUAGUGGUGUCUACUUAUCACAACUAACACAAAACUCAUGAGAGCUGUUAGCUGUAAUGAUGGUGUA
Molecule: messenger RNA, 873 nt
Organism: Schistocerca cancellata (South American locust)
Lineage: Eukaryota; Metazoa; Arthropoda; Insecta; Orthoptera; Acrididae
Product: zinc finger protein Xfin-like
Exons: 4
Coding region: 1-558 (185 amino acids)
Source: RefSeq, a predicted model, not a curated record